AUGGGAGUUCUGAAUGAUCUUUUCGGUUUUAAUCGCGAGGCGCAUCAUCGCGCAGCGGUCGAGCGUCGCCGACUGCUUCCUACCCACGCCAACGAUGAGAGUCAGUCGUUGGAGUCCUCAAAAGAGAUUGCCAAGGUUGCUCUGCGACUGAAGUAUCAAAUUGAACAGGUGGUCUCCUGUGAAGUCGAUGAGAGCACCCUUACCAACCCAAACAGCCGGAUUAUCUCCCAGGGUGUAAUCGAAACAGCCAGGCAGGCCGGUGGAGAGGACUACAAGGCCUGUGUAGUCUUUUGUCUGCUCAUCUGUCUGCGAUGGUUCAAGAUGCAGUCCAAUGUCGAGUUGUGGGAUGCCGAUCUCCAUCUUGGAAGAGCUGUGGCUUGUGAGGUUAUCGCGAAGCGCAUCAUCGAGAGUGAACCUGACCAAGACUAUCUGCUCAAGAAUAUCCUCUUGAAGCGCUAUUCUAUCUUCACUGAAGGGGAGGAGACCGCCCCUGCCAAUGUCAUCGAGCGCUCGGUUGAUCUCCACGCGCUCAGAGUCAUUAGCUCUGCUGGCUACCAGAAAUGUAUCCAGUAUCUCUGGCGCGGCUGGAUCUGUCAAGAAGAGGGCAAUCCGACUAACUUCGUGGAAUACAAGGACAAGUCUAGCACUGAUUACUGGGUUCAUUUCCACCCGGAUCGGAUGAGGACCCCUUUAUACCAGAAUAUCUGUCAGAUACUCUUCUCGCUAAUCUACCUUGUACUCUACACAGCCGUGAUCAAUACUGUCAACCCAACUGGAGACUUGGACACGGUGGAGUGUAUUCUUUACCUGAUGACACUCGCGUUCAUAUGUGACGAGGCAGCAAAGUUUUGGAAGGUGGGACGGAACUAUCUCGAAUUUUGGAAUGCCUUCAACUCAACACUUUACACUUUGCUUGUUAUUUCAUUCGUUUUGCGUGUCGUCGCUUUGGCACAUUCCUCAUCAACUCAUGACGCAGAACGGCAACUCUAUAACGGCCUGAGCUACAACUUCCUCGCUUUCUCGGGCCCCAUGUUCUGGAUGCGCAUGAUGCUCUACCUCGACUCUUUCCGAUUCUUCGGCGCUAUGUUUGUUGUUCUGCGUGUGAUGAUGAAGGAGAGUCUGAUUUUCUUUGCUCUGCUCUUCGUUGUUCUUGCUGGUUUCUUCCAGGCGUUUAUUGGUAUGGCUCAGGUCGAUUCCGAUGUCGAUAUGACCAGACCUAUCAUUCAGGGCAUGGCGAACAGUGUCAUGCAGAGCCCUGAGUUUGAGAUUUUCCAGGAUUUUGCUUUUCCCUUUGGCAUAAUCCUCUACUAUGUCUUUAACUUUGUUGUUAUGAUUGUUCUGUUGAACAUUCUCAUUGCACUUUACAAUAGUGCGUAUGAGGAUAUCUCUGGCAAUGCUACCGACGAGUACAUGGCAAUCUUUGCGCAAAAGACCAUGCAGUUUGUGCGAGCUCCAGAUGAGAAUGUUUUCAUUCCACCUUUCAAUCUCAUCGAGAUCCUGUGCUUGGUAGCUCCAUUCGAAUGGUGGCUCUCGACGAGUGGCUAUGCCAAGCUCAAUGACGUUGUCAUGGGUGUGCUCUACUCGCCUCUACUGGUAUUGACCGCGUGGAUCGAGACUCGCCAGGCGACCCGGAUCAGAUGGAAUCGGCGACACGGCGAGGAAGACGAUGACUGUGAGCAGGAGUGGGAACAUGUAGCCCAGGAUGUAGAUUUUGAUCUCGAUGAUAGCUGGAAGGAGGAGGUCAAGCAGAGCACUCCAGACAUCAGGGUGGACAGUUGCACUUUGGAGGUCCGGCAGCUGAAGGAGCAGGUUGCUGCGCUGACAGAGCUAGUGGCGAAGCUUACUGAGAAGACUGAGAGGGCGGAUGGAGCGAAUUGA
Molecule: messenger RNA, 1878 nt
Organism: Penicillium subrubescens
Lineage: Eukaryota; Fungi; Ascomycota; Eurotiomycetes; Eurotiales; Aspergillaceae
Gene: yvc1
Product: putative potassium ion channel Yvc1
Exons: 5
Coding region: 1-1878 (625 amino acids)
Source: RefSeq, a predicted model, not a curated record